Molecule: messenger RNA, 986 nt
Organism: Notodromas monacha
Lineage: Eukaryota; Metazoa; Arthropoda; Ostracoda; Podocopida; Cyprididae
Source: the annotation of a GenBank genome assembly
UUGUGUUUUUAGCGAGUGAAGAGCAGAAAAUGGCCGUGUGGGCUGUUUGUCUAGUGAUCAUCGCCGCGUUCGCUUCGAAGGCUGAAAGCCGAUGCUCGUUCCACGGCCAAUGCGGAACUUAUAUUGGCAUCCUUGGGGAAGUCGGGGUUCCCUGCAAAACCGAUAUGGAACCCGUUCCUCUCAACGAUACUACAGCUGAGCAGAAUUUGAAAAAGUUCUGCGGGGAUUUAUGGAAGGCAGCUCCGGAGAACCAAGCCGGAGAUAAGAUGUUCUGUUGCGACUCUGAACAAGUGUCGAAUCUGAUGAGCAAUCUGGAGAUCCCCGGAACACUCAUGUCCCGUUGCCCGACCUGCUACCGGAACUUCCGGGAGUACACUUGCCAGUUGACGUGUUCUCCGAAGCAAUCGGACUUCGUUCUAGUCACAGAUUAUGACAAUGAAACAAAUGCGAUCAAGUCGAUCGACUACGCAUUGUCGAGAAACUACGCUUACACAACAUGGGAUUCGUGUCGCGGAGUGAAGAACCCACAGACCCAGGAAAGCAUCUUGCAGCUCAUGUGUGGUCCUUACGGAACAUCGUGUUCGUAUGAGGAAUUAUUCCACUUUAUGGGAGACAUGGCGAACAUGCAGACGCCGUUUUCCAUGAACUUUUUAUUCCUCGACUCUCCUGUCGACCCGAAGACGAAUUUGACGCACUUUGAUUAUGAAGCGGCGAAUUGCAGCCAACCCGCGAAGGGCGAAGAAUACGCUUGCAGUUGCAUCGAUUGCCCAUUGUCGUGUCCUUUGCCGCCGACGUUCCCAGAGGACCUGUACCGACCUUUCGAGAUCAGUGGAGUCAAUGGUUACUACGUGGUUGUUGGAGCCGGGUUCGUGGUCUACAUCCUUGUCCUCGCCGUGGUUUUUGCCUUCAGCUGGCUCAAGACCAGGAGCAAAUUUGCCCGAGGCUGUGAGUUGUUGUACAAAAUUGGUGGACUCGAAAAUUCGGGA